UAAAGGGCAGAAGGAGAAAGAGGGGGAGGAGACCUUGGUUUUGUUUCAUAUGGAGGUGGUGAUGAAAAAAGCUGCUUUUAAAGAGGAGAUAAAGGAUGUGGAACUGAUGGGUGAUGAAGAUAAUGGAGAGUUAAGAAGAGAAAACGUAAUGAUCAAUCGAGACAUUCGAAGAUCAUCUUCCCCAGCCAACAAGGUUUUGAGCUUUAGCAAACAGGUUCCUCCUACAAUCUCAAGAGAAAGAUCGCCCAUGGACAACUCCAUAAAACCAUCUCCUGCAGAUACGAAGGUCAACUCAAUUACUCAGUUGGACCGACUUGAAAUGACAAAGGCGGAAAUGGGUGAAGUGAGAGAAGAGAAUGAAAGGUUGAAGAUGAUCUUAGCAAGAAUCGUUAAGGACUACCAAUCUCUCCAUGUGCAAUUCCUAGACAUUUUCCAACAAGAUCAAGCGAAAAAGCUACCAAACGACACUUCUACCAAUCUAGAUGAUCAUAUAGAGGACCAAGAACUUGUUUCUUUGAGCCUUGGAACAAGCUCAAGUGGCCAAAAGAAAGAAGAUAAGCUAAUAAGUGUGAGUAAAAACAAAGAAUAUGAUGAACCAAAUGGAGGUGGCCUUACUCUUGGUUUGGAAUGCAAGUUUGAAGGGUCUAGUGGUGAUAAACAUGAAGUUCCCAUGACGAACGUAAGCUCCGAUAAUAGCUUUGAGGAGGCAAAAGAAGUGGAAGCUGGAGAGCCAUGGCCGCCAAGCAAGAUAUUUAAGAAUAUUCGAAGUGGAGAGGAUGAAGUGUUGCAACAACCUCAAGUUAAGAAAGCUAGGGUUUCAGUGAGAGCAAGAUGUGACGCACCAACGAUGAGUGAUGGAUGCCAAUGGAGAAAAUAUGGACAAAAGAUCGCGAAAGGAAAUCCAUGCCCGCGUGCAUACUAUCGUUGCACGGUUGCGCCUGGAUGCCCUGUGAGAAAGCAGGUGCAAAGAUGUGCACAAGACACAUCCAUACUGAUCACCACUUAUGAGGGGACCCACAACCACCCUCUUCCGAUCUCCGCCACCGCGAUGGCGUCCACGACGUCCGCCGCCGCCUCCAUGCUCAUGUCUGGCUCCUCCGCCUCCUCCCCGGCUAUCGGAUCCCACACCGCAGCCUCCGCGGCAGCCACCACCACUCUCAAUGGCCUCAAAUUCAGCUUAGCAGACCCUUCCAAGACAAACCAGUUGAUCUACUUCCCCACCCCUUCUCUCUCUUCAGCAGCUUCUCACCCUACAAUCACACUAGACCUCACUGCACCAUCAUCAUCAUCAUCUUCUUCGGCCUCCCAACCCUCCUUCUUCUCUACGUUCUCCUCUAACCCUAACCCUAGAUUCUCCCCAACAGGCUUUAACUUCUCCACCUCAGAGACUGGGAGUACCACUGCCACCUUACCACCUUCUUGGACCAGUGGAUACUUAAGCUAUGCAAGCCCACUACACAUCAAAAGCCCAAUAGGCUGUUUAAACCUGGGUAGUAAAGCCCAGGAUCUUUCUUAUCAAUCCUGCAUGCAGAAGAUCGCGAAUCCAAGCGCGGCGAGCCCGGGCCAGAAUUCGUUGACCGACACGAUCGCAAAGGCGAUCACGGCCGACCCGAGCUUCCGGUCGGCAUUGGCAACGGCGAUCACGUCUUACGUCGGAGCCCAAGGUGGGCCCGGAGAUGGUAGGGCCCAAGGGCUGAAAUGGGGUGACCAAUUGGGCUCUGGUGGACCGAUCGGGGGCAGCGGGUGCGCGUCGAGCUACUUGACUAACUCGGGCUCGCCCGCUUCGAAACCGGGCCAACAUGGGAGCCUGCUGUUGCCCCAGCCCACUUUAGGAUUUGCUAGCUCAAAGAGUAGUACUUCUGCUUCUGCUUUCCCAGUAGAAAAUAUGAAAAAUAUAAAUUGAAGAAAUUUACCUUUUUUCUGUCGGAUUUGAUUUUUGCUGUAUUAAUUCUUGUUUUUGCGUUGGGAAUUUUGGAUAGAUAUAUCCGAAGAGAGUGUUGCUUAAUUAGAGGUGGUGUUUAUACAGUGGAAAUGUAAUUUAGUGAAUGUUUGAUAUAUAAUGUGGUAUAUAAUGUGGUAGGCCAAUAAUUUUGAUUUUUGUGAAUAGGAUAAGGAUCAG
Molecule: messenger RNA, 2119 nt
Organism: Ananas comosus (pineapple)
Lineage: Eukaryota; Viridiplantae; Streptophyta; Magnoliopsida; Poales; Bromeliaceae
Product: probable WRKY transcription factor 72
Exons: 6
Coding region: 50-1903 (617 amino acids)
Biological process (GO): regulation of DNA-templated transcription
Molecular function (GO): DNA-binding transcription factor activity; sequence-specific DNA binding
Source: RefSeq, a predicted model, not a curated record